Messenger RNA from Myzus persicae (green peach aphid), 2073 nucleotides. RefSeq names its product fatty acyl-CoA reductase wat-like. Gene Ontology annotation, biological process: long-chain fatty-acyl-CoA metabolic process. Gene Ontology annotation, molecular function: alcohol-forming very long-chain fatty acyl-CoA reductase (NADP+) activity. The record is from RefSeq and is a predicted model, not a curated record. The transcript has 9 exons. The coding region runs from base 168 to 1634 and encodes 488 amino acids. Lineage: Eukaryota; Metazoa; Arthropoda; Insecta; Hemiptera; Aphididae. Gene Ontology annotation, cellular component: peroxisome.
GUUUGUGUUUGCCGUUCAACCUAAUCGGUCGUAAUUAGUUGAGUUUUAAAAGUGCUCCGCGAUAACACAUCAAAUACGGUUAAACCAGACCAAUAAAGUUCAAGUUCAAAUUCACCACACUACACAUAUUAGAAGUUCACGCAUGUGCUACAAGAAAACCAAACAAUAUGGAAACAAACAUAGCUGAGUCGUUUAGAGAUGGGAUCGUUUUUGUUACUGGAAGUACAGGAUUUUUGGGGAAAAUACUGAUUGAAAAAUUACUCAGAUCUUGUUCAUUGAAAAAAAUUGCAGUUCUUAUUAGAAGUAAAAAAGGAAUGGAUUCAAGUCAAAGGAUUGCAGAUAUCUACAAUCAAUCUAUGUUUGAGCGCCUUCGAAUCGAAAAGCCUGAAUUCAUGACUAAGAUAAAAAUUAUUGAAGGAGAUUUGGAACAACCCUCGUUAGGCUUAUCAUCAAAAGAUCGUGAUUGGUUGAUGGAAAAUGUGAAUUUCGUUUUUCACUGUGCUGCAACCAUCAAAUUCAAUGAAACUCUUCAGAUGGCAACAAAAAUAAACAUACAAGGAACAGAUACUAUUAUAAAACUCGCAGUGAUGAUGAAAAAUCUUAAGGGUUUUGUACACGUAUCGACCGCUUAUUCACAUUGUCCGAGGAAUGUAAUUAAGGAAGAAUUCUAUCCCACUCCAAUUACGGCCAAGGAACUAAAAAAUAUGUCCAAAGACGAAAUGGCAUGUCCAAACAUUUUAGAAAAUUGGCCCAAUACAUAUACGUUUACUAAAGCGAUUGCAGAAAAUUUGAUAUCGAGAAAUGAAAAUCAUUUGCCGAUUUCAAUAUUUCGUCCAUCAAUUAUUGGCUGCACAAGGUUAGAGCCUAAUUCCGGUUGGUUGGAUAAUAUUAAUGGACCAUCUGGUAUAGUUACCGGCGUCAUAUCUGGAUUCUUAAGAACGAUACAGCUUGACAAAAGUAAAAUAGCUGAUAUUAUUCCAGUUGAUUAUGCAGCAAAUGCAUUGAUCAGUGUUAUGUGGGAUACAGUUAACAGACAUCGACAUUCCAAUCAAACGAAUACGGUACCAAAAAUAUAUAAUUACGUUUCUGGUGUUGAGAGCCCGGUGACAUGGGGUAGAUAUUACACAGAAACACGACACUGUUUUUCAGACAUUCCUCCAUUGCGAUCGAUGUGGCAUUUAUUUUGUAUUUUCCCUACCAAUUCAUUAGUUUACUCAAUUCAGAGGUUUUGGCUACACAAGAUACCGGCUGUAUUAAUGGAUUUGUUGUUAAUUCUAAGCGGUAAAUCUCCCAUAAUGCUGAAAACGUAUUCAAAAGUAGAAAAUGCCUUGGAUUUGCUUCGUGAAUUUACUACUAGACAGUGGUCAUUUGACAAUAAAAACACUGUAGAACUGUGGUCGUCUCUAAGUAAAGAAGAUCGUGACACGUUUUGGUUCAGCUUUGAAGAAUUUGACUGGAAAACAUAUAUAGAAAUCUAUUAUUUUGGGAUCAGGAAACAUAUACUUCACGAAGACCUAAGUAAUAAAGAAAGGGCUGUAUCAAAACAUCGAAAGUUAUUCUGGUUGCAUCAUUUGUGCAUUGUUCUUAUUAUUUAUCUCAUUCUACAAUUUUUGUAUUGGAUGUUUAAAAUAUAAAUAGAACCUACCUCCAAAUACGCAUUUGAAUUACGAACUAAUAACACUUCUCCAUAUUAAUACGUUAUGAUCAUGAAACAAAACAGCUGAUACUUGGACAAGAAAUGAAUAACUACUGCAUGUACAUCUUUAUUUUAUUUUAUUUAACUUUAAGUUUAUUUUAAUUUUAAUUAGUCAGUCAUAUUAACCUGUAGUAAGUUAUUUAUAUAAUGUAUUCUACAUCAUACAAAAUGUAUUUUUCAAUAGGAAAUUAAAUUAUUUUGCGCAAUACGUCCGCUGAAAAAAAUUAGAAUAAGAAAUCAUUAUGCACCUGUUGGUUAUAACUUUAUAAGAUACAUAAGCAUUAUUGUGUAGUUUUAUUUUUUUAAAUAAAUGUAUUAUUAAAGCCACUUAUCAGAAACCGAGUAUCAACGAUUGACUAUUCCACUCUUUUAUAUUU